Messenger RNA from Pyrus x bretschneideri (Chinese white pear), 1561 nucleotides. RefSeq names its product telomere-associated protein RIF1-like. Gene Ontology annotation, cellular component: nucleus. Gene Ontology annotation, biological process: telomere maintenance. Lineage: Eukaryota; Viridiplantae; Streptophyta; Magnoliopsida; Rosales; Rosaceae. The coding region runs from base 66 to 620 and encodes 184 amino acids. The transcript is spliced from 5 exons. The record is from RefSeq and is a predicted model, not a curated record.
AAUGCUAUGGCGCGAAAAGACUCCCAAUUCCAAAAAUCCAGUGCGAUAUUAGGGUUUCACCUCACAUGCUACCGGUAGUCUGGUCACUGCUGCUUCCUCUCCCCCACCGCAACGAUUUCCGGAUUUUCAGACCAGCUCGUAGAAAUCAGGGAUCUGAUUUCUUCAGCCGCCACCAAAGCAAACAAGUCAUUCGCCUACUCCAUCCUCUUACACCUCCAGCAGCAAUCCUCCGACUGCCACGAUUCAAUUCAAAUGCUUGCAUCCGUCCGACCGUCGCCGAUGUUCGGAACAAUGACGAAGAAAUUGCAACUCAGGCAUUGGAAUGCUUGGGCUUCAUGAUAUAUCAUCCGUCCAUCGUCGCCGAAAUCGCAGCGGAUGAUGUCAAAUUUGUUUUAGAUUCACUGGCAAAGCUCCUUACAACCACAAAAAUGAAGUCUGUUUGCAAUUUAGGGGUGUGGUGCAUAUCUAUCCAACAAUUGAGUACACCACUUUUAGCUGCCCCUUUCCAUUCUCUUUUGCUUGCAAUUGUUCAUGCCAUUGACAAUCCUAUCAGUUCUUUGUCGACUACUUUUGAGGCUAUUCAGGCUGUUAUCGCAUAUAUGGGCUCCUUCAGUAUAUAGAAGACUCCUUAGCUCUGAUAAGAGGGAGAGGGAUAUGUCAGAGAGGUGUUUAUUGAACACUAGGUCUACAAUAUUACCCCCUCCGCUAAAUCUUUCCAAGGUACUCACUUGCUUAUGUUAUUGUGACUUACAUCACAUAUCGCUUCAGUUGGUGGAGGCUGUCUGUGAGGAGAUUGAACAUACUAUAGUGGGAUUCCCUAUUUACAGGGUGCCAUUUGACAUCAAGUGUAUUGAUAACCACCAAAUAUUAGUUGACAUUGGAUGUGCAAAAUCCGGUGUCACUAACGCUUACAUGGAUAUGGUUUCACCAAUGGUUUAUUUAAGUGUACUUUACUUCUGCUUAGUGGUUCAGUCAACAAUGACCGAACCCAAAACAGACAUCAAUCUUCAGAGAAUGCAGAAUUAUUUCAAAUAUCUGUUAUCAAUGUUUGAUCCCCUGGAAAGCCUAGUUGUCACUACUGGAUUAUUGUACAAGCACAGUGGUCCUAGCUGCUUAAGGAUGUGGAUUGCAGUGGCAGAAGGUUUGAAGUUCUACAUUGAUGAUAUGAAGGAUUUUUCGUCAUUGAAAAUGGAGUCUGACUGCAAAUGUUGUUUUGCCAUGUGCGAUCUGUUGUCCUAUCCACUAGUUGUAUGCUCCUGUACUCCGAAAUACUUUAUGUCUGCAGAGCUUGGAAGCCCCUCAAAAGAAUCUCAUGCUUCACAUCACAUACAGGUUGAGCUUGAACAAGUUAUCACACUCUGGAUGUCCCUCUAUUGUUCUCUCUGCACCUCAAUAUCUGGGUGUUUCAUUGGCGGCAGUUUCUUUGAGGAUCUCUUUUCAAUAUUGGAUAGGUGCCUUGAAAAGUUUGCUAGCAUGCUGUUGUGUGCUGAUGAGUAUGUCUUAAAAUUCAAUGAUCUGGCUCUUCAUCGCAUUUCCUCAUAUGGCGAUGUGUUGAUAUGUA